AUGCGGUCUCAUCUUUCUUUUUUGCACGGGUUUCUGCUCGGCCUGUCAGCCCUCUCGGCUGCUACCUCAGUAGUCCACGAGAGACGUGAAGUUACAUCCUCGAACUGGGUCAAGCGGGCGCGUGUGAGCCCAUCGGACAAGCAUGUGGUUCGCAUUGGCUUAGCCCAGAGUAACCUCGAGGAGGCUCACGACCUGCUGAUGGAUGUGUCAAACCCGAGCUCUCCCAACUAUGCCAAGUUCUAUUCAGCAGACGAAGUUGCAGCAAAGUUCGCCCCGUCGACACAAACAGUCAACGAGGUCCAGAACUGGCUCACCGAAAAGGGAAUCAAUGCCAGCCGCGUCGCCCAAACCAAGAACCACGGCUGGCUUGUAUUCCACGCCACGUCGAAGGAAAUCGAGGACUUGUUCGACACCACAUACUAUGAGUACCACAAUAGGAAAACUGGAAAGAAAGCCAUCGCUUGCGAACAGUACCAUGUCCCGGCUUCGGUGCAAAAGCAUAUCGACUAUGUGCACCCUGGCAUCAAUCUGAACCCAUCGUCGGGCAAAGCAUCCAGUAUCCGUCGAAGGGGCUCUGCGAGCAGGAAGACGAAGCUCCCUGCUCAUGGAGGACGCCCGAUCCACCAACACGAUGUCAAAGGCGUGAAUGUCACUAACUGCGAUGUGUCAAUCACGCCAGACUGCAUUCGGGCAUUGUAUAAGAUCCCCUCAGCGCGUGCGGCGCCUCACCCAAAUAAUUCCUUGGGUAUUUUCGAGGAAGGGGACUACUAUGCCCAGGAGGACCUUGACCUGUUCUUCAAGACAUUUGCCAAGAAUAUCCCUAAAGGCACUCACCCAAUCCCCGCCUUCAUCGACGGUGCGGAGGCUCCGGUACCCGUCGGCGAGGCUGGUGGAGAGUCUGAUCUCGACUUCGAACUGGCAUAUCCCAUCGUGCAUCCGCAAAGCAUCACGUUGUACCAGACCGAUGAUGCCAACUGGGCUAGCAACACCACGGGGUUCCUGAACACGUUCUUGGACGCACUUGACGGCUCUUACUGCACCUACUGCGCGUACGGCGAAUGUGGCAAUGACCCAUCUCUGGAUCCAGUUUAUCCCGACGACGGUGGCUACGAUGGAAAGCUCAUGUGUGGCGUGUUUAAGCCCACGAACGUCAUCAGUGUAUCGUACGGCGAACAAGAGGUUGAUCUUCCCGCAAACUAUCAGCAGAGGCAAUGCAAUGAGUUCCUGAAGCUUGGUUUGCAAGGUGUCUCAGUGCUCUUCGCCUCCGGAGAUAACGGUGUUGCAGGACCUCCAGGAGAUCAUGGUAGCGUCAAUGGCUGUCUGAAUAAUGGAACGGUUUUCAGCCCUGCAUUCCCCAACAGCUGCCCCUAUAUCACCAACGUUGGUGCCACCAAAGUUUACCCGGGAUACACAGUUUCCCAGCCCGAGAGUGCCGUGUACGAUCCGGAUGGAAUAUACAGCUAUGCUUCCGGGGGUGGCUUCAGCAACAUCUACCCUAUCCCCGACUACCAGGCGGAUGCCGUUGCCACGUACUUCAAGGACCACAACCCUCCCUACCCUUACUACGAAGGCGCCGAAAACCUCGGCAAGAAUGGUGGUCUGUACAACCGCUUGGGUCGAGGCUAUCCGGAUGUAGCCGCGAAUGGCGACAACAUUGCGGUAUUCGUUGGCGGCGAGUCCGGUUCAUCGGGCGGAACCAGUGCGAGCACUCCGAUCUUUGCUGCCAUCAUCAACCGCAUUAUCGACGAACGUCUUGCCGUCGGUAAGGGUCCGGUUGGCUUUAUCAAUCCGGUGCUCUACAAGAACCCCUCCGUCCUGAAUGAUAUCACCAAUGGUACAAAUCCAGGAUGUGGAACAGACGGUUUCUCAACUGCACCUGGAUGGGACCCUGCCACCGGUCUGGGAACACCUAACUAUCCCAAGAUGUUAAAGUUGUGGCUUGAUCUCCCUUAG
Aspergillus pseudotamarii is the source of this 1953-nucleotide messenger RNA. RefSeq names its product S53 family peptidase. Lineage: Eukaryota; Fungi; Ascomycota; Eurotiomycetes; Eurotiales; Aspergillaceae. The record is from RefSeq and is a predicted model, not a curated record. Gene Ontology annotation, biological process: proteolysis. Gene Ontology annotation, molecular function: serine-type endopeptidase activity; tripeptidyl-peptidase activity. The transcript has 9 exons. The coding region runs from base 1 to 1953 and encodes 650 amino acids.